UAUCGUCGCGUCCAUCGAGGGAGUCGGUUCGUGACGAUCCGAGUGCUUGUCCCCCCUCUCCCGUCGUCGGUCGCGGAACAAAAGCCACUGAUCCGCUGGGUUCGUUUAUUCCACGCGUGAAACUCGUAUCCGCGGAUCCGGUCGUGUUAGUUAGCCUCGCCGAAACAAGCGUCUCGUCAGCGUACUCGGUCCGCGAACGCGAAAUUAUGCCGCAUUCGAUCGACGGCGAGGGCUAGCCUUGCCCUUGAAGCAGCAACAGCAGUCAGCAGCGGCAGCGAGUUUCGAGUGGUCGACGCACGGAGAGAGAACGCGUAUAUAACCGCGCGCACAUCCCACCAGCUGUGCCGGAAUUGGUCGGACCCGCGUGUGUUUGUGUUCAACGGUUUUUCCUUGUUUUCCUUCUGCGCGGAUUUCCCCGUUCCCGGCCCCUCUAGCCCAGCAUCGCUGCCCACGUCCGGUAACCCGCCAACGUAUUCCUGCCCCGUGACAACAGAGGACAGUUUUUUUUUACGUUACCCGUGGUUUUCGGCGUUGCCUCCGUUUGUUCAGUUCUUGUUUUGGUGCUCGUGGUGAGUUUGCCGGGACGAUAAGCGGGAAGACAAAGGGAACCACCAGGCAGGCAGGCGGCCGUGGUCAGUGUGCACAGUGAGACGAACGAGAGGGAGAGCGAGCGAGAUAUCGGCGUGUAUCGAUCGAGAACGGCAGUGGUCACCGGUUGAUGCUGGGGUGAAUAAUCAACGAGUUGAAACUAUUUGGGAUACUAUUAGAAGAGUCUCGGGAGGACUGAAUGCUUCAGUGGUCGAAAUCACGGGAAUCCUAGGGGAAUCGCUGUACAGCACCGUGGGACUUGUUGAAUUGGGUGGACGAUAAGAAGAAAUCUAACGAUAUUUGGUGCGCAGGGCGAAGGAAUCCGAGACGGGUAGAGGGCGGAAUCCGAAGACAGCUAGCUAGGGCCACCGUUUGAAGGAGCGAGCAGGUACAGGGGUAGAAUGCUGCGACACGAAACGCGGUGGUGUUUCGCGGCGAGGCUAUGAGAAGGCUGAAUGGAGGCCGAGGAAGCCUCAGAGCCCCCUGGGGCUCCGACCAACGUUUCCUCGUCACCCUGCGACAACAUCAAGCGUAGCUGCGUCGCGUCGCGACUGAUCUAGACGCAAUCUAGACGACAACUCUGGUGUCUUAUCCCGAUACCGACGAGCUAACCAACCAAUAACAAUAAUAACAUUUGCGUGUAACCGAAUACCUGAAGAAGGCCUGGUCAAGCCUAGAACACCGAUAGACGAAGAAGGUCGCCCAACCGAACGGCCUGAGUCACUUUUUUCCCUACCGACGCACGACCUACUUCCGACCGAAGUGUCGAAGCUUCGAACGGAGAUCGACAUGUGCGCGGUCCCGAGGAGCGACGAAGAGUAACGUGUGUCCGUGUAUAUUCAAGUUUGAACGCUGAAAACGAAGGAGUCUAGGAGGCCGAGAAUGGCGGCGCCGGUGAUCGAGAAGAAGCGGUUCUUCUGCCGCGAAUGGGCGUUCGUCAAGCUGUCCCAUUGCCUAGAGCAGAGGCCGGCUUCGAAGACCUGCGGCGCGUUGAUCGUCGGUGGACCCGGAAGCGGGAAGACUGCGCUCUGCGCCGAAUUGGCUUGGCCGUCCACCAGCGCUAAUGCCAGACACCAGAGGUCCUUGAACAGGAGGCUGCUGGCCAGGCACUUCUGCCAGGCUAGGAGCGAAGCCUCCUUGUCGCCGGCGCAGUUCGUUAGGUCCCUUGUCGCUCAACUUCUACAGGCCAGCUCGGACGGAAUUCACAGAGCAUCCCCGAAUUCGCCAACUCCUGGCAGCACCGCAACAACCACCACCAACGCCACCACGGCUCCGUUAACCUCGAGGGAAGCCGUGGCGGAAGCCUACGCCGAGAAACUCCGAACAGAUCCAGAGAUACAGGCCGCCCUGCAACCGGACAUCCUCGACAGAGAUCCUGACGACGCACUGAAGAAAGCUCUACUGUUCCCCUUGUUGGAAGUCGAACCACCGAAGAGCUGUUUGUUCUUGUUGGUCGAUUCCAUCGACGAGGGACAGAUCCUGAACCCCCCGCAAACUGGCACCAGAGACUCAAGAAGGGAGAACGAGAAUGUUAGUAGAACAAUUGCUGAACUGUUGGCCAACCACCACCACCUGUUUCCGCAAUGGUUGUUGCUGGUUUGUACUGCUCGACGUCAAAGUAAAACGAUCUCGAGGAUGUUCACCGGAUUCCGCAAGAUCUCGUUGGACGAUUUAAGGAAGUCCCAUGUGGUCAGAGAUGUUCAGCAAUAUAUCCUUGCGCGACUGGAUCAAGAGGAUGCGCUCAGGCAGCACAUCUCGUGCGACACAGCCGAGAUGCUGAACCAGCUACACAUCAAGAGCAACGGCUGUUUUCUGUACCUGGAGAAAGUUCUCGACGGCGUAGCCGAGAACUUCAUCGUCCUGCGAGAAGUCCGCGAAAUACCAGGCACCCUGAACGGUCUCUAUCUUUGGCUGUGUCAAAGACUCUUCAGCAGGAAACAAUUCGCCAAAGUCCAACCGUUAUUGAACGUGAUCCUUGCUGCCAAAUUGCCUAUCACUCAGGAUAUUCUCUACAAAUGCGUGAAAACCGCCUGCACUGGGAUCACUAUCGAGGACUUCAAUCGACGCCUGCAUCUUCUGCGAAGAGUGAUUUCGGUAUCCCGUGCCGGUGCGCUGAUGCUGUUCCAUCAUAGCUUCGCCGAAUGGUUGCUCGACGUUAAACAUUGCACUCAAAAGUAUCUCUGCUCCGCCAUAGAAGGCCACGCCAUGUUGGCUGCUUAUUACACCAUUCGCGGGACAGACCUAAAUCCUGAUGAAAUCUGUGUGCUAGGACAACAUCUCCAACGAUCUAUCACUAACGUAGCCACUACAAACUGCAAUUUGGAUGUUCACACACUUCAGGUACUCUGGAUGAUUGGCAGUGGAGCACCAAUCGAAGAAUGCUACCUAGACAGCUCUGAGUGUAUCCUUUGGCCCAGGCAAGAAGUUAAAUUACUGAGAUUGCUUAUCGAUGCUGGGGCCAAGCCGUCUGAAAAGGUUGUAGAAGAUGAUGCCAGCAAGGAUGCUAUUUCUUCUAGUCAGGUCUCGCAAGAUGUUAGCCCAAUGGAUGAGUCUCCUAGCGAACCAUUAACAGAACUGCUUGGUGAGAGUGGAGACAUCAAUCAAACUGAUUCUUGCGGACGAACAGUGCUGCACACACUCGCUGCAGAUGGCAAUGCAUCUUUAUUGGAGUUGGCUUUAACAACUUGUCCUCAGGCAAAAUUGGAGGCUACAGAUCGCCAUGGUCAGACACCCUUAAACUUAGCCGCUAGACAUGGCUACGCGGAUGUAGUUCGCGUGCUUUUGGCUGCUGGUGCCUGUGCGGAUCAUGCAGACUGUGAUGGUUGGACUGCCCUCAGAGCUGCUGCCUGGGGAGGACACACUCAGGUAGUCGAGAUGCUCUUGGAGCACGGGGCAAUAGUAGAUUGCGCUGACUGGGAUCAACGAACCGCGCUGAGAGCAGCUGCGUGGGGUGGCCACGAAGACAUUGUUAAAGCGCUUCUGCAGCACGGCGCCGACGUCAACAGAACAGAUGAUGAGGGCAGAACCGCCUUAAUUGCUGCUGCCUACAUGGGCCACAGUGAGAUAGUUGAACAUCUCCUAGACUUUGGCGCGGAGAUCGAUCAUGCUGAUAGCGAUGGUAGAACAGCUCUCAGUGUCGCUGCUUUGUGUGUUCCUUCUAAUCAUGGCUAUGCAAAGGUGGUCACAAUACUUUUGGAGAGGGGAGCAGCAGUUGAUCACCAGGACAAAGAUGGCAUGACUCCAUUACUGGUAGCAGCAUUCGAAGGUCACAGAGAUGUCUGUGAAUUACUCUUGGAAUAUGAGGCGGAUGUAGAUCACUGUGAUGCCACUGGACGUACACCUUUGUGGGCAGCAGCCAGUAUGGGUCAUGGAUCGGUUGUUGCCCUUUUGUUAUUUUGGGGAUGUUACGUUGAUAGCAUCGAUAACGAGGGCAGGACCGUUCUCAGUGUGGCUGCUGCCCAAGGUGGCACUGACGUGGUGAAACAAUUGCUGGAUAGAGGUUUAGAUGAACAACAUAGAGACAAUUCAGGGUGGACACCUCUGCAUUAUGCUGCUUUUGAAGGUCAUAUUGAUGUAUGUGAAGCAUUGCUGGAAGCUGGAGCCAAAAUUGAUGAAACUGACAAUGACGGCAAGGGAGCCUUGAUGCUUGCAGCACAAGAAGGACACUAUACUCUUGUUGAGAGAUUGUUAGAACAACAUGGCGCACCAAUCGAUCAACACGCUCAUGAUGGAAAAACUGCGCUAAGACUUGCAGCUUUGGAAGGGCAUUAUGACACUGUCAGAGUAUUAUUAGCCCACAAUGCUGAUGUCAAUGCAAAAGACGCAGAUGGUAGAAGUACUCUCUAUAUCUUAGCCUUGGAAAACAGAUUAGCAAUGGCAAGAUUUUUACUGGAACAUGCCCGUGCCGAUGUAGAAAGUAGAGACUCAGAAGGCAGAACACCUCUGCAUGUAAGUGCUUGGCAAGGACACGUUGAGAUGGUUGCUCUACUGUUAACAGAAGGCAGUGCCAAUGUAAAUGCCUGUGACAACGAGAACAGAACUCCUCUUCAUUCUGCAGCCUGGCAAGGACACGCCGCUAUUGUUAGACUACUUCUAGAACAUAGAGCUACUCCUGAUCACACUUGCAAUCAAGGUGCAACAGCUUUGGGUAUAGCUGCACAAGAAGGCCAUGAGCAUUGCGUACGAGCACUCUUGAAUCAUGGUGCUGAUCCCAGUCAUUCUGAUCACUGCGGGCGAAAUGCGAUUAAGGUGGCUGCUAAGAGUGGACACGAUACAGUAGUAAGGCUUCUUGAAGAACACUCGGCUAAUCAACGAAUUCUUAGACCUGGCAUUAAUGGAGGUGGAAGUAGUAGUGCUACUUCAGUAACCUCUAAUUCAACAGCAGAGACAAAACCGUCGUCGGCAAUUCUAAAUCCUCUCUCUACACAGUAUAGUCCCGCUGAAUCACCAGAUUCAACGAAGAGGAGAAGUUGUGUUUCCCUAGGCAAUAACUCUAGCAACAGUAAAUCCAGCAGCAACUUGACGGGCAGCACGAAGAGCGAUCAAGGGAAAUUCAAUCAGAACUCGAUGGUGAAUCAGGUAAUAAAAACACCAUUAUCUUUCACGCAACAACUUCAACAAUGUUCGAGAGGAGCGAAGAGUCGACCACUCAGCAAACUCUUGUCGCCCCUGAAAAGUGAACCACAGAGCCCGAUCUAUGCUUCGCCGCCUCAUUCACCGUUAAGCGACAGUCUCAUACCUUAUUCGCCUACAAACACCAGUCCACCAAGCGCCCAAACAGCAGCUAACGUGAUACACAACCAGUUGGGGGUCACCCUGUUAACUGGAAACCAGAACAUACCGUACAAGACGCAGCUGAGUGGCUACAGUCAUACACCAGCCAUUUACGAGCCAAUUAACAUAAAAACCGAAAUCAUUGAUAAGAAUGAAGUUAACAAACCGUUUGAAUUGACAAACGAAAUGUUAGGUUUAAAUGUUGGAAAAGAAAAGAAGAAUGGACUGGACGAGAAAAGAAACUCGGCCGAUACUCAUUUUACUAGAGACACGCAUAUGAGGAUAAUUCUGGGGAAUAGUGGAGCUGGUGUUGGCAGGAGUGUAAAACACACUUCUGACCAUACCCCUGCCAGUGCAAGUAAUGUGAAACCAAAGCGCAAUGGCUUGGUGUCCAACCCAGCCAUGAGAUUAGUAGCGGGUGUUAGAAAUGGAAUUGAGAAUGCAACUAAUAGAAAUAAACCCAUUACGACACGAGUAAAUGGAUUUCAGUGGAAAGCAGAGGCACGAAAGGAAACACCUUUGUAGGGAAAGGUUGUGUUAUCAGAAACACCUCAGCAGGGCACCGGAAUCCGUUACUGUGGCUGGCGAAUCGUAAUUACCAAAAAGCGAAAGUCAAUAAACAAAUUUUUCUCUUUUUAUUUGAGCAAAAUCAAAUUACCUCACCUGAAAAAGUGAAG
This is a messenger RNA of Nomia melanderi (Alkali bee), 6038 nucleotides long. RefSeq lists its product as uncharacterized. The record is from RefSeq and is a predicted model, not a curated record. Lineage: Eukaryota; Metazoa; Arthropoda; Insecta; Hymenoptera; Halictidae. Gene Ontology annotation, molecular function: protein binding.